AUGUAUUGGUUAGUUAUAUCAUCAUCAGUAAGGCAAGAUGAAGGCGAUUAUUAUUGCAGGAUAUCGCAUCCUUAUGAAAAACAGUCCGAGUUCGCUCACGUGACUAUUCUACAAAAGCCUUCCAGUGAAUACCCUCAAUGUUUAAAAUCAAGAAAAAGUUAUAUUGCUGGCUCGGAUGUAAAACUAACAUGUAUUUCAGAGGUAGUUUUACCUCCAGUGGAAUUACGAUGGUCACGUAGGCCUACUUCACUAACGAUACCACCAAUGCAUGUAAGUAAAGAGAUACGUGACAAUAUUGCUUAUAAACAUCUUCAGUUCACUGCAAGAAAAGAGGACAAUGAACAAACGUUCGUCUGUGAACAGCAUACAAAAGUUAUGUCGGACACUUUAAAUUGUACAAUUAGUGACCUUAAUAUACAAUAUAAUCCUGAAGUUAAAAUACGACACACUAAUGCAAUAUAUGCGGGAUCAAAUUCUAUAUUGUUUUGUCAAUCAGUUGCUAAUCCUCCUGUAGCGACAUUUAGAUGGACAUUUCAACCAAUGCUAAAGCCAUACGAAUAUGAGACUGAAGGGCAAGUAUUGCGACUUCUUAAACUAGCAGUCACUAGAAAUGGAACACAUGUCACCUGCACAGCCACAAACCAUGUAGGUACCGGUGUUGAUUCGACAAGUCUGUACAUUUUAAAUGAUAAUAUUGUGAACGGUGACGUAAAAGGAUUUGAAAACAAUGGGAAACAAAUUAAAAAAGAUAAGCACUCACAAGACUCAAAUGGAAAUAAAAUUGAAAAUAUUAAAGAAGAAAAUAACCAGGCAGUAUCACUCUACGUCAUCAUCAUUAUAAUUGUAUUAGUUGUGAUCAUUGUUGUGGUUGUUGUCAUCAUUCCUGUUUAUUAUCAAUGCUUCUGUAAGACAAGAACUGCUACUGAUUCCUCUG
Molecule: messenger RNA, 934 nt
Organism: Anneissia japonica
Lineage: Eukaryota; Metazoa; Echinodermata; Crinoidea; Comatulida; Comatulidae
Product: cell adhesion molecule 4-like
Exons: 1
Source: RefSeq, a predicted model, not a curated record